Messenger RNA from Phalacrocorax carbo (great cormorant), 1841 nucleotides. NCBI's taxonomy places the organism in Eukaryota, Metazoa, Chordata, Aves, Suliformes, Phalacrocoracidae. The record is from RefSeq and is a predicted model, not a curated record.
CCCGCCCGCACGCCCGGCCCGGCAGAGGCGGGGCCGGGGCCGCGCAGGACUCGCCGCUGCCGGAACAGCCACCGCCCGCGCCGGUGCCAUGGAGGAGUUUCACCCCCACAACGACGAGAUGAUCUUCAAUGCUGAUGAAGCCCACAACAUAGUUAAGGAGUGCAUAGAAAGUGUUCUAGGCAAGGCGGAUUAUAAUCACAACAAAGUCAACCAGUGGACUGCUGCUAUAGUAGAACAGUCACUGACACAUCUGGUAAAACUCGGAAAAACAUAUAAGUACAUCGUAACCUGUGCGGUGAUGCAGAGGAGUGGAGCUGGUCUUCACACAGCAAGCUCGUGCUUCUGGGAUACCACAACCGAUGGAACCUGCACAGUGAGAUGGGAAAACCGAACAAUGAACUGCAUUGUCAAUGUGUUUGCUGUUGCUAUUAUCCUGUAGCUGACUGGAAGAUACAUAUAAGCAACACCGAAGCCUUUAAAAAGAAAAAAAAAUUCAUCCAAACACAUGGCUAAAUAUUCCAAACCAUUAUUUGUUUUUGUAUGAGGAGCAUACAGAAGUUCUCUACAGAGGGCAUACAGUCUAAGCCAGUUCUCAUAGAUUAAUUAUCUGAAAGCUAGCAAAAAAUUUAAAAUAUAUAUAUCUAUCUAAAGAGAAAGUUUUAGUAAUUUAAAUAUUCAGAAGCAUAUUAGUGAGAAGAUACCACAAAGAUACAAAGAUCCGUACAAUUUAUAUCAAAGCUAAUAUCAAAGAUACUUUGUUCAAGAGGAGCAAACACUUCAAAUCAAAGGAAGGGUCAAAGAGCAAGCAAGACCUCUCAGGAUUAUGGUGCAUUUGGGAACAAAUUAUGAACGCAAUUCAGAGUGGAUAUAGUGUAAACAGUACUGGUGCUUCAUGUUUGAUUAAACAAAGCUAACUGUCACAUCGAAUGCUGGUGCUUGUGAAAUUGCAUGAGCAUCGCAUUUCGGUCAAGCAUGAACAUUUACAUUGAAAUCAAAUCCAGUUAAGCUUUUCCCCUGGAGGCAGAGGAUGACUUCACUGGGGCAAAGAUGAAAUCUAUCUAGUCCUAGCAGAAUUCUAACUUAUCUUCAGAAUGGAGAGCAUAAUAUUUGUUAACAAUUCAGGGAAACAUGCAGGGGAUCAGACACCAGCCCUUAAUUUAAUAGUUUACAAAUCUGAAAACCGUGAAGGUACUUAAAUUUUAUUUUAUUCCACGACAGCAGAAUUUGUGACAAGCACUUUAUUGAUUCCUCGUGCAGUAGCCAGGAGCUAGGGAAAUAAGACUGGACCCACAUUACUCCCAAGUAAGAUUAAAGUGUUUGGAGGGAAGGCACACACAUUUCUAGAGGCUCUUGUUAGCUUUGAAAGCAUUUAUCUUAAAGCGACAUAUCUGAUCUUUAGAGGAGCGUUUCCUACAUUCUCCAAGUCUAGAAUUGGAUCUCAGUCCUAUGAAAUAAUACAGUUAAGCUUUAAGCACUAAGAAUUCCCCUCCUGUAAAGAUUUAUGCAAGUUCUUAACUUUGCUCAUCUGAUGAGUCUUAACUUGAAAUAUUCCACAUGGGAGAAAAGCAUUUGCACACAUGCAAGUAUUUGCUGGGUUGGGGCCUGUGUUUUUGUUGAUUAAUGCACAAAUUAUAUGAUAAAGGGAUGUGUCAAUACCAAAAAUGCCUAAAUGAUUGCUGCCACUAAGUGGCAGCUACAUUAAGUUGUUUUCUCAGAUGCUGCUUAAGGAUAGACUUUUUUCUUUAUUACUGCAUGUCUUUGGAAGAGACUGGUAACUACCUAACAGCUACUGUAAGGCUGUUUUGGAUUUUAACAAAUGAAUAUUAAAGCACUAUUACGCA